Daldinia caldariorum is the source of this 2442-nucleotide messenger RNA. RefSeq names its product adenylate cyclase associated N terminal-domain-containing protein. Gene Ontology annotation, cellular component: cytoplasm. NCBI's taxonomy places the organism in Eukaryota, Fungi, Ascomycota, Sordariomycetes, Xylariales, Hypoxylaceae. The record is from RefSeq and is a predicted model, not a curated record. Bases 296 to 1894 code for a protein of 532 amino acids. The transcript is spliced from 4 exons. Gene Ontology annotation, molecular function: adenylate cyclase binding; actin binding. Gene Ontology annotation, biological process: regulation of adenylate cyclase activity; cytoskeleton organization.
GCUGUCUGAAUUUCGAACUUGUUACUCUGUUGUUGGCCUCGUCGUCAUCUCCAUCAUUUCUCCUGCCUUUCAUACUUACCUCCAGGCAUCAGCAUUUUACUAGCACAUAAGUCACCCCUCAUAGUCGCCAGUUCUACUUGAGUGUUGUCUGUCCCUUUUUUUGUAUCGAAUUAUAGCGUCACUUUGCGUUGGGAGUUUAAACAUCAUCUUUCCCCCUGAUCUUAAGCUUCAAACGCCGUAACAUCGUUAAAUAUACUACCCAACUUCCCUCUAUCGGUCAGGCGCAACCGCCAACAUGGCGCAGAACCAUAUACAUAAUUUAGUUACUCUAAUCAAGAGACUAGAGGCUGCUACUACUCGCCUAGAGGACAUUGCUGAGUCGACGAUAGAGCUACCUCAAGUUGUCCCUGCCCUCACGGCUACCGGCGCAACCCCCAGCCCCUCUAGCACAUCGAGCCCUACCGUGCAGCAAGCCGUCCCUACGCCCACCCAUCUUGCAUCGGUGCAAAGCCCCCAAGAACCUUUACCCGAGUCUAUCGAAGAGUUCGACGCUUUCAUCGAUCAGUCGGUUGGUAAAUAUGUCAAGGCGAGCAACAAGCUAGGCGGCUUGAUUGCCGAGCAGGCUUCCAAGGUGUUGGGGGGGUUUCAGCAGCAGCGCCGGUUCCUGCUGAUAUCCACCAAGGCUAAGAAGCCCGACAUAACCGGAUCGGAGAUGGUCGUCUACCAAGAACUUUUGAAGCCAAUCAACGAGGCCCUCAUGGCCGUUGGCAGCAUUAAAGAAUCCAACCGCGGCUCCGAUGUUUUCUCCCAGCUCAGUACCGUCUCUGAGGGUAUCAUGGUACUAGCUUGGGUCACAGUAGAUAACAGGCCGUACAAACACGUCGAGGAGUCCUUAGUAUCCGCGCAAUUUUUUGGAAACCGAGUUCUGAAGGAGUAUAAGGAUAAGGAUGCCGACCAGGUUGAAUGGGUUCAAUCCUUCUAUCAGGUAUUCCGCGACCUUGUUGACUACGUCAAACAAUACUUCCCUAACGGCAUUUCCUGGAACCCCUCCGGGUUGCUCGCAGCCGAGGUCGCGAAGGCAAUAGACUCCGCUCCCACCGCCAAUGUUGCCGCUCUGCCGCCCCCUCCUCCCCCGGCCGCGGGUGGUGCCCCUCCGCCGCCACCCCCGGGUCCCCCGCCUGUUCUUCAGAUCAAGGAGCAAUCCUCCAAGCCAGACGGCAUGAACGCAGUGUUUAGCGAGUUAAAUAAGGGUGAGAGUGUAACCAAGGGCCUACGGAAGGUAGACAAGUCGGAGAUGACACACAAGAACCCGUCGCUAAGGGCUGGCUCGACCGUCUCGGAUUCUUCUGCCAGUGCCAAGAGUCCCGCGCCUGGGAAGAAACCGAAGCCCGAGAGUAUGCGCCUCAAGAAGCCCCCUAAGAAGGAGCUCGAUGGCAAUAAGUGGAUCAUCGAAAACUUCGAUAAGCAUCCCGAGCCGAUCGAGAUCGAGGCCGAAAUGUCGCACUCGAUCCUGAUCAGCCGAUGCAACCAGACGACCAUCAUCGUGAAGGGCAAGGCGAACGCGGUCACGAUCGAGAACACGCAGCGGCUGAGCAUCGUGGUGGACUCGCUCGUGUCGACCGUGGACGUGGUCAAGUCGUCCAACUUCGCGCUGCAGGUGAUGGGCAGCCUGCCCACCAUCCUCCUCGACCAGCUCGACGGCGCCCAGGUCUACCUCAGCAAGGAGAGCUCCUCCACCCGCAUCUUCUCCUCCAAGUCCUCCGGCAUCAACAUCAACGUCGUCGCCGGCCCCGACGACGACUACAAGGAGAUCCCCCUCCCCGGCCAGAUCUGCUCCUACUACGACGAGGAGAAGGGCGAUAUGGUCAACGAGAUCGUCGAUCAUGCGGGUUAACGAGCUGCGAAGGGGGCUGUACAACGCGUGCGGUAUUACACACCUACUAGGUACCUGGGUCAACGAGCGACUGCGGAAUUUGGAUUGGAUUGCGCGUCUCAUUUAGAUAGAUACCAGACGAGAUGAGAGGAGAGGUGAGAUGUAUAUGGGGAGCUCGUAUGGCCUAGGGGUUAAUGGGGGCAGUCGAGGGAAACUGGAGUAGUGUAAAAAGCCAGGAUAUACCCGGGCGUACUCUGCGACCUCUGGGGCUCCUACCGUGUUGUCUGUUGUAUUUGCCUAGAUAGCAUGCCAUAUGCAAAGCAUUCACAAUUAAAAGGAACAUUGUUAUCAGGUACUUUCAACAAAGAGAAUUGCAAUAGGAUCAGAGGUACCCAAGCUACCUAGGUACCUAAUCACUUGUAUGCGCAUUUGUGUACCCCUGUUCUUGAAUUAUUUUUAUUCGGACGAAGAUAUAUAGAUAUAGCUAGCUAGCUAGGCAGUGACCUCUAGGUACCUAGCUAUAGAAUAUCCACCAACACCGGCCUUGAUGCUCUAGUAAACCAACAAAC